AUGUCAGUUCACGGUCCAGCAUCCAUCCUCUUUUGCUUGCUAUUAUCCAUGUUGACCAUCCUCACACCAGCCUCAAGUCAUCCACCACGCAGUCAAUGCAAGCUGACACAAAGAACCGCUCUCUGCAACAACAGUAACCUGACGUCAGUACCUGUGGGACUACCGGCCAGCACUGAGGAGCUUCAGCUCAAUGACAAUCUUAUCAAGACACUACACGACAACUCUCUUCAUUACCCCUCACUCACUACCCUCAGCUUAGCCUGCAACCACCUGGAGAAAUUACACGCAAACACUUUUCAACAUUCCAAAUUGUUAAAAGGUCUAAAUUUAGCAAAUAACAAUCUGGAUGUGAGUUACUUAGAAACCAGCAGCGCUUUAAAAACGUUGCGCCAUCUUAAAUCGUUAGAUCUAUCAGUGAAUAAAUUGGACGAAGAAAUGACUGCAGUCCUUCUUCAAAAUCUGACAUCCCUGGAGUACCUAAAUCUUUCGGGGAAUCUCCUACGGCGUUUGGACGAGAGCUCUUUCAGGGAUCUUCAGCAGCUCAAAGAACUGGAUUUGCAGAGGAACCUACUGUUUGAGAUUGACAACGCCUUCGACAACACUCCCAGAUUACAGCGGCUUAAUUUGGCCCUCAAUUAUCUGCCUUGCCUGAUGGACUUCCACAUGACCCAGCUGGUAGUCCUCAACGCUAGCCACAACUUCAUCGAAUGGUUCAUCUCCAGGCAGGAAAUUAACGACACUUUCCAAUUAGAGACGCUCGAUCUGUCCGAUAACAAUCUGCUCUUCUUUCCGUUCUUACCCACUGUUAGUCGCUUACGGAAUCUGUACCUGUCCCACAACAUUGUGAGUUUUUACGAGCACCUGGAUGACAACGUCACAUUCCCCAAUUUGACCGCCACGGUCAAGUUCUACAACCUGAGGAAGAACACCGAGAACAUUACGGCUAAGCUGUGGGACGACAGUCUUCACGGCGACAUCUCCUCGGUGGAGAUUUUAGAUCUACGAGCAAAUCAGUUGCAGUACUUCCCACAUGGAUUCAUCCAUAAAAUGCCUUCGCUGUCCAGACUACGAAUGUGUACCAAUUGUCUGGAAAGCUUAAAUCUAACGUCGGAGCAAUUCUCUGGGAACUUGUAUGAAUUAGACGUUAGCAACAACAGACUGAAAGAGAUUGUAGCGAAUGACGUUACAUUGAGAACUCUAAGCAAUUUGACAUACGUUAACCUAAGCAUGAACGAGCUGGACUGCCUAUCUUCUGGACUGUUUUUUCCCUUGCCAAGUCUUAGGUCAGUGGACCUCAGCUACAACAACAUAUGCCUUCCUCAGGCUAAUUCAGGUUUAGCUUGGAAAGUCACCGCGUCCUUACGGAAGCUUUACCUGAAGGGAUGCCACCUUGCGAGAAUUCCACCUUUUGCAUUCUCUGGACUGUCACUGACACAUUUAGAACUCUCUGAAAACCCUGGACUAAGAGGGCAAGAAUCCAUUAAAAUUCUGAGUAGAACGUUAAACCACCUAGGUUUGGGAAACACACACGUUGGUGACUUGGACUUCAGGGACUUUGUGAAUCUGAAGUCUCUGAAUAUUUCAUGCAACUCUCUUGCACAUCUUCCAGCUUCAAUCUUGAGUCUGGACUUAAAAGAGCUUGAUUUGAGGGAAAAUAAGCUGACUACUAUUCCUUCAGAUCAAGCUAACACAUUAGCAUCUAAACUUCACACUGUUUUUCUCACUGGAAAUCCAUUCAACUGCUGCCAAUCCGAGUGGUUUAGGACCUUUGAAGCCACAAAGACAAUCCACAUGGUCGGACAGUCGGACAUUGAAUGUAUGGAUCUCUCCCGAACACACAGCAUUAGGCGUCCUCAGACAUUUUUUUGUCAUGAGGAAUAUGGAGAAUCUAUUUUUUGGUACAUUCUCCUUUUUGUACCUCUUUGCAUUUGUUUUGUGGUUAUUUCAAUGACUGUAUUAUGCACUGUGAAGCCUAAAGUGAUACAAAGAUCAAUCAAAAAGAAAUAUCUAAAGCCUACGUCCUAUUGA
Messenger RNA from Nerophis lumbriciformis (worm pipefish), 2028 nucleotides. The record is from RefSeq and is a predicted model, not a curated record. NCBI's taxonomy places the organism in Eukaryota, Metazoa, Chordata, Actinopteri, Syngnathiformes, Syngnathidae.